Messenger RNA from Schistocerca nitens (vagrant locust), 1771 nucleotides. Its product is annotated as E3 ubiquitin-protein ligase CCNB1IP1-like. Gene Ontology annotation, biological process: reciprocal meiotic recombination. Gene Ontology annotation, cellular component: synaptonemal complex. Lineage: Eukaryota; Metazoa; Arthropoda; Insecta; Orthoptera; Acrididae. The record is from RefSeq and is a predicted model, not a curated record. Gene Ontology annotation, molecular function: ubiquitin protein ligase activity. Bases 583 to 1410 code for a protein of 275 amino acids. The transcript has 8 exons.
CUUCACGGUUGUUUUUUUUUUCAGUUAUUAUUUAUAGCACUCUAACUGCAGUGCGAAAGUACCUCAUCAGACAGCAACUCCAGCAUCAUCCACAAACAGCAUGGACCAUUCCUGUAUUGACCGAUCAAUUGCAACAGGCAUGGAACUCCAUUCCACAUACUGACAUCCGUCAGUGUAUCAUCAUCAUACUGGCCGAGCACUUGGUCUGACGGAUGUGGUGCCAUUGAGCACGCAGCAUGAUAUCUUUGGUUCAUAUAGCCAGUAAUUUGAACUGCCGCCAUCUCGAGUUUGAUGUGUUAAGACCGGUAGCUAUGGCCUUUCUUCAGAGUAGCCAUGGCAUUACUUUUCAAGAAGAUGAAACAAAACCACUAAAUGACGUGUUGCCCAUGCUAUUUGACCUGCUUCGACAUGGAGGAUGUUAGACUGUUGUUAUUGCCAGCAUGUUUUUCAGAUAUCUCACACUGUAAUCAAUUUUUCAGAUAUCUCACACUGUAAACAAAUGGUCUACUGUUACUGAGAGAUGGCAUGCUGCCUCUCACCUCCAUGAUAAACUCUGGUGACUUCCUGUCAGAUGGUUAACUAAUGGGAGAUCUGGAUAUAUACUGCAAUUUCAGUAAAUGUCGGAAACGUUUGAGCAGAAUUGCUUGGAUAACAAGUUGUUCCCAUGCAUUUUGCGAAGAACAUGGCGAUAGUGAAUUUUCACAAAAGCUUGAUGACGUGAAAACAUGUCCAACAUGUUCCACCUCUUUGUGUAAUAAGUAUGAUAUUGUUAAAGUGGAUUUGAAUCCAUCACCACAGUUCAGAUCGAUGGUUUUAGCUGGAUUGCGUCCUGAAAUUGUAUUUGAUAUUUCCAAUCGUGCUUUGGCAUUUUGGAGUUACCAAAUUUACAUGGAAAUUCUCUAUCAGUCAUCAGCAGCAAAGAGAUCAAGAGACAAAAUAACACAGCUUGAAGAAUAUUAUGAAAGUUUAGUGAUAAAGCUGAAAACAGAUAUUCAGGCUCGUCGUAGAAAGGAAGAAGAACUGAAGAAAGAAUUAACUAAACAGACUCAAAGAUCAGAAGAAUUAAUAGAACGACUUAAUGAAAUGCAAAGGCAGUUUAAUUCUGUGCAAGCAUCCUAUGAGGCUCUGCGUCGUACACAACUAAAUUUCGCCAAAGCUAAUGAAAAGGAACAGGCGAACAACUUCUGCUGUCAUGAGAAUGGCAAGACUGGAUUGCAUUUCUCUCUUGGUCCCACCACAUUAGACGCAUUACAUCCAAGAACUCCAUUACAAGACAAAAAGAUCCAGUUCAACAAGGGAGAUUUAAGGGCUGAAAAUGAUGCUGAAGAAUUCACAUUCAAGCCAGUAACACCAUCACCUGAUGCAACAAGACAGUGGAGAAAUCCUCUUGUGAAACGACAAAGAAAAUAGAAUUAAAAUGUGGACUCUUUUGACACUGGAUAUGAGGAUGCAAUGAAGACAAGUAUUAUUUUAUAUAAAUUUGGACUUAUUUCCAUUUGAAGACCAGUUUGUGUUGUAUUUCAUACCUUAAUUUUUGGCAUGUAUACAGUUUUGUUAAGUAGAAUUUGCACAAAUGACUCUUUAUCAACAACAAAUUUGAACAAAUCACUCACAUCACACCACUUCACUGUAGCUUACUAGUAAUUUUUUCCUCUUUUUAAGGACAAUGCAUAUUUUGUGGCAACUGUUGCCGUUAGGCUGUUUUCUCUAAUUUACAUUUAAAACCAUUAAAAGUGAUAUAUUAACAUAGCACAGAGAAAAUGUGGAAGAA